Messenger RNA from Rotaria sordida, 315 nucleotides. The record is from the annotation of a GenBank genome assembly. Lineage: Eukaryota; Metazoa; Rotifera; Eurotatoria; Philodinida; Philodinidae.
AUGGUAUGGCUUGGUGUAUGUAGUGAAGGUUUAACAACACCAGUGGUUUUUGAAGAUGGUACUAUGGACGCAGAAAGGUACAUCAAAGAAGUUCUUCCAGUAGCUCGUAAAUGCGGCAACAAUAUGUUAGGAGUCCACUGGACAUAUCAACAAGAUGGAGCAAAACCUCACACACAUCACCUGACUCAAGAGUGGUGUGCUAAUCGUGAUCAUUUUCCUGAUUUUAUUUCAAAAAAUCGUUGGCCACCAAAUUCGCCUGAUUUAUGUCCAUUAGAUUAUAGUUUAUGGAAUGCAUUGGCUGAAUCUAUGGACUGA